This is a messenger RNA of Leguminivora glycinivorella, 1917 nucleotides long. Its product is annotated as gastrula zinc finger protein XlCGF57.1-like. Gene Ontology annotation, cellular component: nucleus. The record is from RefSeq and is a predicted model, not a curated record. NCBI's taxonomy places the organism in Eukaryota, Metazoa, Arthropoda, Insecta, Lepidoptera, Tortricidae. Bases 577 to 873 code for a protein of 98 amino acids. The transcript has 6 exons. Gene Ontology annotation, biological process: regulation of transcription by RNA polymerase II. Gene Ontology annotation, molecular function: DNA-binding transcription factor activity; zinc ion binding; RNA polymerase II cis-regulatory region sequence-specific DNA binding.
AACGUAUGUCAAAAUCAAAACUGUCAAGUGAUGGCUGUCACUUCAGUCUGAAGGUUAGGUUAUGUUAUGUUGUUAAAAAAUAUAAAUGAACGCCCUUGCUCCUGGUUAGUGUUAGCACCUGUUAGGUUCUACGUUUUUAUUUCAAAUACAUUAUUAUUUCACAUAAGAUAAUUCCCGUUGUUGGAGUUUGGCAGUCACGGCUACUUGUAGUAAUUGGCGAAUACAAUACGCAUACAAGCGUAGCGGUUGCGAUGGACGUGAUGCUAGCGUGUCGCUGCUGCCUGCUGUGUCCCCCGGACAAAGACCUGACGACGCCGCACACACAUCUCGGCAAAACGGAGAUAUAUGCCGACAUGAUCAAGGAGUGUUUUGAUAUUCAAUUGCAGCUGGCAAUGGGCGGCUCGGGCUCGAGCGGCAUCUGCUGUACGUGCGUGGGCCGCCUGCGAGACGCGAGCGACUUCAAGCUGCAAGUGCAGCGCAGCCAGGCGGAGCUGCAGGCGCGCUCGCAGGGAGCGAGCCUCGUCAAAGAGGAAGAAUCUGCAGUAGAGUGUGAAAACCCAGAAAUGCAGGACACACAUGAGACUUGUGGGUCCGAGCCAGGUGAAGAGCCCGCGGUCAAGCCGGAGAUGCUGGAUGAAGACACACCUGAGGAGAUAUUGCAUGAAGAGUUCACAGUCAAGUCGGAGCCGGCGGCCGAGGACGAUGAGAUGUCGCUGUGUUCGGACAGCAGCGCCGCCCGCACCAGGGAGCAACUCGCGAUGGCUUGUUCCGUGGUGCUCGAGCGCCUCCACGGCGACGCGACUGCUCACAGCGAGGCCAAACCAAUCCCCUGCGAACACUGUGGUGAACGCCUUAGAAACGAAACUAUCUUAAAUAAACACAUUCAACAUACACACUUGCCGUCGGUGCCAAAACAAUUUGCUUGUGAUUUUUGUAGUUCUACAUUCCAAACUGAAUCACUCAAUUCAGAGCAUGAAAAAAUCGAACAUGGUGUCACAAAUUUAAUGUGCGCUCAUUGUGAUUAUUCAACAAUUUCCAAGAGAUGUUUAGUGGUUCACUUAAAAAGUCACUGCAGUUUCAAAAAUCUGAUUAAAAGUGGUUUACACAAACAUCAAGCGAUACUCUCCGUUGAUAAACAGACACACAAAAUAACACACCUGAAAUUAAAUACCAGAGUAGAGCCUUUUAAGUGUAGUUAUUGCGAUUACAAGUGUGGUCAUAGGUCACACCUAAGAACACAUGUAAUGACACAUACCGGCGAAAAGCCUUUUCAAUGUAGCGACUGUGCUUACAAGUGCAUUCGAAGAUCACGGUUGCAAAUGCACAUGAGAACACACACCGGAGAAAAGCCUUACGCAUGUAGUCACUGUGAGUACCGGUGCAGUCAAAAGUCAACCCUAAAAGCACAUGUAUUGACACAUACUGGCGAUAAGCCUUUUCAAUGUAGUCACUGUGCUUAUAAAUGCAGUAUCAAAUCAACCUUACAAAGUCACCAAAGAAUACACACGGGAGAAAAGCCUUACGCAUGUAGCCACUGUGAGUUCCGGUGCAGUCAUAAGUCAACCCUAAGAGCACAUGUAUUGACGCAUACUGGCGAUAAGCCUUUUCAAUGUAGUCACUGUGCUUAUAAAUGCAGUAUCAAAUCAAACUUACGAAGUCACCAAAUAAUUCACACCGGAGAAAAGCCUUAUGCAUGUAGUAAAUGUGAGUACCGGUGCACUCGUAGGUCAAACCUAAGAAGACAUGUAAUGGCACAUACGGGCGAGAAGCCUUUUCUAUGUAGUCACUGUGCUCGUAAAUUCAGUACAAGAUCAGCCUUACAAAGACACCAAAGAAGCCUUACGCAUGUAGUCACUGUGAGUACCGGUGCAGUCUUAGGUCAAACCUAAAAACACAUGAAAUGACACAGGCUCUUCA